GCCGCCCCCGUCUCCCGCCCGCGCUUCCCCGGCGGCGGCGGCGCUGAGGUGGCGCCGCGCCCCGGCGAGGUGAGCAAGGCGCCUCAGCCGGUGCUGCCCCAUCCCCCGCCGGUCCGGGCGGAAGGGAUCGGCCGCCCCGCCGCGGCCCCCGCGGACGCGCAGCACGUCUCAAGAUGGCAGAAUUAUUUAUGGAAUGUGAAGAAGAGGAGCUGGAACCAUGGCAAAAGAGCGUGAGAGAAGUGGAAGAGGAUGAUGAGGAUGAUGAYGAUGAGCCAAUCUUCGUUGGGGAGAUCUCCAGCUCAAAGCCAGCUACUACAUAUAUAUUGAACAGAGUCAACCUCAGCUCACCACGAAGGGGGAUACAGAAUGGUGCACCCAGUAGAGGUCCAGUCACUACAUUCAAGUCUGAGAGUCAGCAUUACGUAACGCCUGCCUCCAGCCCCGGUGUCAUGCCUGUUCCAUCGAUCUUUCAGACUGUACCCAGACCUGCGAGUGGCUCAGUGGCAGUUGAGCCAUUGUCUGCAGCAGUGAGUGUUUCAGGAACUUCACAAACACUGCAGAGACCAGUUGGUGGAUGUUUGUCAACACAGCAGGUUGGGUCAGGUUCUGGAAUAASUCAGCCAGUCUGCAGACCUGUAACCAUUCCAGUGACAACACAGCCAGCAGCAAGAAAUAUCACAGUUCCUAUAGUGGCUCAACCUGUAUCCAGGCCAGAGACUCCUGCAACAGCACAGCCUGUAACACUCAAUCAGGAUUAUAUUAUGGAUUCUCCACCAGAUGCACCAGAUAAUACAUCUGGUAUACUGUUUGGUGUGAGACAGAACUUGGGAGUUCCACAGUACCAGACUGGGCCGGCAGUGAAUGUAACAGGAACAAAUGCUGCAUCCAGCACCAUUAAAAAUGGAGGACCUUUUCCACGAGCUUGUCCAAAGUGUAAUAUACAUUUCAAUCUUAUGGAUCCUCUAAAAAAUCAUAUGAAGUAUUGUUGUCCAGAUAUGGUAAAUAACUUUUUCCCAGGAAUGAUCAAAACAGAGUGUUUAAGCACGACMAGUAAGACCAUUGAAUCUGAGAAAGGAAAACUGAUUAUGUUAGUUAACGACUUUUAUUACGGGAAGGAUGAAGGUGAUGUCCAGCAGGUACAACAGGAGCAGAAGACUCACACGACAUUUAAAUGCAUCAGUUGUCUCAAAGUUCUUAAAAAUAACAUAAGGUUUAUGAACCACAUGAAACAUCACUUGGAGCUUGAGAAGCAAAGCAAUGAAAGUUGGGAAAGCCACACCACCUGCCAGCACUGUUACCGCCAGUUCCCCACCCCGUUCCAGCUGCAGUGCCACAUUGAGAGCACGCACACGCUUUACGAGUCGUCCACGAUUUGUAAAAUCUGUGAAUUAUCAUUUGACACAGAGCAAGUUCUUUUGCAACAUAUGAAGGACAAUCAUAAGCCAGGUGAAAUGCCAUAUGUUUGCCAGGUGUGCAACUACAGAUCCUCAGCUUUUUCAGAUGUAGAAACACAUUUUAGAACAGUUCAUGAAAACACAAAACAUUUACUAUGCCCAUUUUGCCUCAAAGUAAUUAAAAUUGGAGCACCAUAUAUGCAUCAUUACAUGAGGCAUCAGAAAAAGGGAAUAUACCGUUGCACUAAAUGCAGACUGCAAUUUUUAACAUGCAAAGAAAAAAUGGAUCACAAGACUCARCAUCACCGAACAUUUAGGAAACCCAAGCAGUUAGAAGGCUUGCCUCCUGGAACAAAGGUGACUAUUCGAGCAUCUUUGAGUUCUCAUCAGUCAGGAUCAUCAGCUACAUCUUCUGUUAGUACAAGCAGUUCCACAUUUCAGUUAUCUCCUAAAGCUAAAAAUACAACCACUAAAAAUCAUAACAAAUCUAAUUCAAAUAAGUCAAGAGGAAAAUCAAARCAAUCUACAGCAAAAAAACAAAAURUGUGGACCAACAGCAGAAAAAAAAAAGAACCUACAAAUCUAGCAUUUCAUAAUCUAAGGCAUCGUGGUGGAACUCACAAAUGCAUUGAGUGUUUCUCGGAAAUAAAAGAUUUUGCGAGUCAUUUUCCAGCUUAUGUCCACUGUAGUCUAUGCAGAUACAACACCAGCUGUAGCAAAGCCUAUGUGAAUCACAUGAUGAGUUUUCACAGUGCUCGUCCAAGUAAAAGGUUUUGGAUCUUUAAGAAGCAUUCACAAGGCCUACGAGGUGUGACUGUCGUGUGUCUUAACUGUGAUUUCCUGGCUGAUGUUUCUAGUUUGGAUAGCAUGGCCACACAUCUGAGUGAGAACAACACUCAUACGUGUCAAGUUAUUGUAGAGAAAGUUUCUGCAGAUACCCCUACUGCUGCACAAGUGUCUCACAAACCAGAGCAUGACUCUUCAGAUAAAACACAAGAAUGCAGURGAAAUCAAACUAAACAAGUUGCAUCUGUUGAAAAAAGUGAAGAAGGUUCAUCACUGUCAAAUACAGAAAAUGUUCCUGCUUUGGAACUCCCUGGCAAGAGCUCAAAGAAUUCUUUGCAUGAGAAAAGAGCAUGCUGUGAUUCAGCUAAUAACAAACAGUUAGUAGAUGAGAAACAAAAAUGUAUUCAUGAUGAAAGUGAGCUGACAAUGUGCCAAAGUUCAGAUGGCAUUGUCUUGACUGAGCAGACUAAAGUGUGUCCUUUGGAUGAAGCUAUGCUUUCAGCAAUGAACGUGAGGGACUUAAAGCUGACUUUGGGGGAAGAUGUCAGUUUUGAGCAGUUCUUGAGAAAGAGGGAUGAACCCGAAUCCGUUAGUUCAGACAUAAGUGAACAAGGCAGUAUUCAUUUGGAGCCUUUAACUCCAUCAGAAGUACUGGAGCAUGAAGCUACUGAAAUUCUCCAAAAAGGUAAUGUCACACCUUCAUCCAAGAAAGCAGGACAGCGCACUGAGCACACAGAUGAGACUUCUGGAGAGAGCAAUCCUAGCAGAAUGGAAACAACUGUAAACAAGACAGAUGAAAAUGAAACAAGCUGAAAUUAUGUUAAUUUUAUUGUUUGUUAUGAACUGUGGUAAGAACACCAUGGACCAUUCCUGAUGACUGUGCUCAUGGAUGCUAAAUAUUAAAAAUUUUGAAAGGGAGGUGAAGAGGAAGAGACACCAAAGGGAAGUUUGCAUAUGGAGAUAGCAUGUAUGUGUAUGUAUGACUGAAUUCAUUAAGCUUAAAAAAGGUAACAUGUUCAAAUGUAUCUUCCUGUCUCUUGGAUGUGAUAUAUUAUUAGAUUGAUACUUGAAAAGAGGUAUAAAUUCUAAUUUUUUUAUGGUUAACUGGCCCAGGAUAAGGUGAUUUGUUUGCCCAGAAAGUAUUUUUCUAAAUUCUUGAAUAUCAUUAGUGUGAAUAUUCAUAGUGUGAAUAUCAUUGAACUGGGGAUUGAGUAGGAAUUCACUUUUGAUGCUGAUAYGGAGCACACUUGUAAUGAAGGUUACUGAUUGACUGAUAGAUUAGGUAAAUAUAAACCUUUGGACUUGGUGUCACAUUCCUGUCUGUAAAAGCAUGUAAACCGAAGUAUAUGAAUCUGUGCACCUCUGUACAGGUGUAAUCCUGCCAGGCUGUAAACUUACCUUAAUAAACUUUCAGUGAAAGUGGAAUUAUUACAAUAAAAAUAUAUAUUUGUGGGGUUUUCACUGUGCAGGCUGUGCAGAAAUACCGAACAUAACUGUAUGAAGUAGGACAUAAUGCUGAAAGUACUGUAGCUAUUAGACUUUUACCAUUGGUUUAAUUAUCCUUAGAUUUAGACCCAUAGGAAUGGUCUGUAAGUCACACCAAAGUAUGUUUUAAUGUAAAAAUGGUUUCAAACAAAAAUAAGGAAAACUCCAAACUGGAGACACCACCUGGCAUGCRUUCUGCCAUGUUGCAGCUGCUAUUGGCUAACUUAAAACACAAGGGCAUAUAAAGUAGAAUUGUACAGUUCAGUUUCAGGACGUUUUGUAGUCUAAGUUAUGUGCAGAAAGAUGGCUGCUGUUUUGGUUUGGUUUUUUUGGUUUUGGGGUUUUUUUUUUUUUUUGUCUUCUAGUUAGGUAGAUUUAGGAAUGCAUAUUAUUAAGAGUAGCUUGCUCUUUUGAUUUUAUUGCUCCAUUUGAAACAUUCAGAAUGUGCUUUUGACUUACAGUUUUGUUUUUAAUUAAUGUGAAAUGUUUUGAACAGCUGUUAAAGCACUGCUGUAAAUUAUUACUUUUUGAGUAAAUAUUUGCAACAAAAAYUUGUCUUUGUGUAUAAUUUUAUGCUCAGCUUGAAACUUAGGGCAUAACCUUCUCCCGUUUUUAGAAAAGAUUUAGCAAUUGUUCCCAAAAAAUAUGUAACUUCAAUAUUGUGAAUUUGAGACAUAUGUUUGAUUUGGUGAUUUUGUUAGUUUUGGUUGAUGUGUUUGUUUGUUUUGUGUUAAAUUUAAUGCGCAAGUGCCUAUGCAUAACCUYCUUUUUGCACCUGUGUAUUGUGGUAUGAUGUGCUAACCCUUCCAGACUAUACAGGUAUUUUUUUGGCCCAUCAGCCUGCAACUGACGUCUCCUCAGUCCUGAUAAGUUCGCUGAGUUCAGCUGCUGAAUGAGUCUAACAGUAUUAAAAUGCAGAGACCAUCCAGCUUACUAUUGGAGCCUCUAAAUAAACGAGAUCUCAACAGUCUCAAAAGACUUUUCAGGCUCUGAAGAGAUGURUGAUGUAAAUUUUGGGCUGCAUCUUCAUUAUCAUCCAUGCUGGUGUAGAUGACGUUUAAAAAASAAAAGUGGAACAGUUUACGUACUCAAUCUCUUUGAGAUCUGCCACUUGAAGAACUUCAAAUAUCAAGACACAUGAAAAAGCUGAGAAGCAUAAGUCRCAUCAUUCUUUUGGUCUUUCAAGAUUUUAGUGAAAUCAUGAGAUAGUGAUUUGGUUAACCAAAGUCUGAUGUUUUCAUGUUAAUAUAUGGCUUAUUUUUAAGGAAGUCAUGUGCCAUGUGUAUGCUGUCUAUAUUUUUGACAUUUAAUAGAAAAUUGCAGUCAUUAUUAGGUUAUGAUCAGUGAACGUUCAGUCACCUGGAUCUUCCUCAAGUCCAAUCAGUGUCUGUUUGCCUUGUGCAGCUUGGGAGGCUUUGGUUGACUUGUGGUUCAGAUUUUCUUGAAACGGAAUGGCAGAGUAAACAGAGGAAAAAAAAAACAAUAGUAACACAUAGUGAAUUUUAAGUAUUGGGUGAUGUAUUUUAAACAAGAAAGUUUUUAUAACAAAAUGAUAUCUGCUUUUCUCCUCCUGUGGCAGAGAGAGAGAAGAAUCCUGGGCAAUACAUGUUAAAUCUCAUUUYUGUGGUGCUUUACUUCUAGAAGGAAUCACAAACUGAAGGUCAGGGUAAAGAAUCUAGAGUUACGCCUUUAUCCUACAAAAUGUUAAAUAAAAGAUCUUAAAGCUUUUCUACAGGCAUACUGUUAUUUAUAUGCUGGUAUGCAGAAAAGAGUUAUUUUUUUAUUGUUGGAUAUAUUGGUAUUCCACUAAAGACUGUGACCAUAGGCUGUCACAGCAGAAUUUUGUUAUAGACCACUUAAAAAUUUUGUGUAGGGCAAAUUUAUACCUCAUUGGUCUGUUUGUGUUGAUUACUGUUGAUUUUUGCAGCUUGUGAACUUACUUUGUCUAGUUGAAUCCUAUAAAUUUUCAUGUAUGCUUUAUAUGCCCUUAAUAAAAAAAAAAGGUAAGUGUGUUUUAUGAUUACCUUGAGUUUUUGCUUUUAAAAAUGUUCAUUCCAGUUUUAGUGUAGUUCAAAGAGCAGUUCUCAGUCUAUCAAUGAGGGUACAUGAACAGAGUAAUAAAAUACAAAGGGGAUCUUGCUUUUUAUCAUGUUAAAAAUGGAGAGAGUCCAGAGCAAUCCAUAGGCUGUUUUGAGAGAAAGUUGUCCAAGCAGUUUGUUGUACAAUAAAAAAUUGUACUUGAAUUAGAGCAUCUUGCUAAUCCAAGCACCCUUCUGACAAGGUGAGCUAUUCAGUGCAGGGAAAUGGGAUUUCAUCUCCACUCUCCACAAAAGCAGGUGAGAUAUKCAGUAAGGAAGUAGGGCUGCCUGAGGGCUCUGGGAAGCACUGAUCCUGUCCAGGAUAGCUGUGCCUSUCAAACUGUUGCUAGGCUUGUGCACUUCCACCAGGAUAAAGCUGGCCCUUCCUAGUGCACUUGAUUCAUGGAUACUGGUGUAUAUGUGAAGGGUUAUUCAUUAUUGAAAUAAAAAUUAAAAUAAUUUUGUGUAGAAGUGGACCUCUUUUCCUGACUCCAAGCUAUUACUGAGUGAUUUAAGUGCGGUAGGGAAGUGCUGUUCAGCAGUGGGAUCUUGGAAGCUUUUGACAUAUUAAUACCAUUUGUAUUUUGGUAGUAAMAAAAAUAUAACUGUUGUCCUCUCGACUAAUUUGUGGUUUGUGUUAAUGUAUUCUUUCUUCCAUGUGUUUACACAGUCCUUACAAAGGUGGUGUUUCUUUCCAUCAAAAUAAAGCCGAUUGUCUGAGAGAGCUUACAAUCUACUUGCAUUGUUAUGAGAAUUUCUUGGUCACAUCUUUUUUAUAUGUAUGCUGCCCCUGCAAAAUAGAGAACAAGCAGAGGAGACUAUGAAAAAAUCUUUUAAAGGUGAUGCUAAAGCUGAUAAAAAUUCUGAACAGGACCUCCAGAGAAAAUACAAAGCAGCAAACAGAGUAUCAUUGGAUUAMCAAGAUACCUCAUUGCAAUAAAGGAUCAAUAAGAACUAGCAGCAAAUGAUAACUUUACUGUGAGCAGAAUACAUGUACAAGCAAACAUGUACAAGCAAAAUGCUUCUACUUUUAGUCUUUUAUUUAAUGAGAGUUUGGUUAAUGAAAGUAGACAUCUUUAUCUAGAAACAUGAGAUUCUGUGCAGCAUCUGACAGAACUGUUACCRGUUACUUCACAGCACAAAGAUUUGAUC
This is a messenger RNA of Malurus melanocephalus (red-backed fairy wren), 6895 nucleotides long. It is a transcript of the gene ZNF280D, whose product is annotated as zinc finger protein 280D. Lineage: Eukaryota; Metazoa; Chordata; Aves; Passeriformes; Maluridae. The coding region runs from base 174 to 2993 and encodes 939 amino acids. Gene Ontology annotation, molecular function: RNA polymerase II cis-regulatory region sequence-specific DNA binding; DNA-binding transcription factor activity, RNA polymerase II-specific. Gene Ontology annotation, biological process: regulation of DNA-templated transcription. The transcript is spliced from 18 exons. The record is from RefSeq and is a predicted model, not a curated record.